UUUCUGUAAAUAUCAAGCCGAAAUUCGCACGAGAAGUCACCAAAAAAUGCGUCUAAGUGAGCGGCGGUGACUCUAUAGUCCACCGAAAGUUUAGAAAAUCCGCGCCGUUUGCAUCGUUCGCACGCAAUCGAGCUUCACCGGCGGCCAUUUGCAAUCAUUGGGGCGUGGAGCGUCAACCCUUUCCUCCAAAGUUCAAUGGCUGUCAGUCUCGUAUGUUCACGGAGAAUAAAAGAAAAACGAGAAAGAAGACGAGACUGUCGCGCAUUUUGAAUUGCGCGCCAUGCAGCGCGGCCCCGCCAUUGGACGGCGGUGCUCCCUUUGUGCAGCAAAGCCGAACCACCGCCACAGCGCGUUCUCGCUAGCCGCACAGUUUCCCGUGUCCUCUCCGAGUUUUCUUGAGAUGACAAGCCCGAAAAAGUGCAGUUCCGACGUCCGCAAGUAUGGAACUCGGCACAAGUACCGGGGGAAACGGCGUAAGACUGUUAAAAAAACGACAGCCGGAAGCGACGCCCGCAACGCUCCGACGUCGGUUAGGCCUACCGCCAACACCGGUCACCGCGACAGUGGUGAAAUCGACGCUGCUGUGGAUUUCGUGAGUGCAUCGCAGAAAAAGAUGGAAUUCUUCAAAAGCGAAUCAAGGUCGGUCGGCGCCCCUGCUGCUAGCACGGUGUUGUGCGAGAUCGGCGCAUUGACGGCACUGGUGACAGGUUCGGUAUGCCCGACUUGCUGUGAACGGAAACUCGCCGUCCGAGAAGCAGCUGAGAAGCGCAAAGGACUUUCGUCGCACCUGGAGCUACGCUGCGAAAAUACCGACUGCCCUGAAUCUGUGCUUUCAUUCACGCACACGUCGAAGCGGAUCGUCUCGGCCGGCGCGUGCGGUGACCCCGGGGUGAACACUCGCUACGACAGCGGGAGCUCGCGCGACGGCUUUGCCGUAAACGUGAAGGCUGUUUUGGCAGCGCGUGCUAUAGGAGUUGGAUAUGACCAGCUUUCGCGAUUUUGUGCGAUCAUCGGCCUUCCAAAACCGCUGCAUCACAAGACAUUCCAUGCUAUUUCUAAGAAGCUCCAUGGUGCUGCAAUGGAAGCUGUUAGCCAAAACUUGGAACUGGCGCGAAAAGUCACGAAAGACGCCGUUGGCGGCGGCGAUGUGCCAGUCAUGUUUGACGGCACUUGGCAAAAAAGGGGCCAUAAAAGCCACAACGGAGUGGGCACAGCUGUUUCCCUGGACACAGGUCUUUGCUUGGACUUUGAAGUCCUUUCAAAUUACUGUCUUGCUUGCAGUAUCCACAAGGACAUGGGUGAUGAUGAUGAGGUAUGGCAAGCCUUUCAUCGUCCUGUAUGUGAAAAAAACACCGAAUGUUCAUCCCAUGCAAUGGAACCUGAAGCAGCAGUGCGCAUAUGGCAGAGGACUUUGUCAUACGAGACCCCACUGCGCUUCACAAGCUUCUUGAGUGAUGGGGACAGCAAAGCCUUUACUGCCGUCUGUGGGGCUGAGGUGUACGGUGACACUGUCAUCGAAAAAGAAGAGUGCACCAACCACGUUGCAAAACGCUUAGGCACUGCUCUGCGAAAAAUGACAACGCCACUGCCACGAGGUGAAAAGCUAACGGUCGCAGCCAUCCAGAAACUGCAGACAUACUACCAAAUAGCCAUAACAAAUAACAAGGGCAGUGUGCGCAGCAUGUACACUGCUAUAUGGGCCUCAUAUUUUCAUUGUUGCUCCAGUGAUGGGGCCAGCAGCCACAAAUUUUGCCCUGCUGAACCAGAUUCCUGGUGCAAACAUAGGCGUGCUGAAGCACUGGGGGAGCCUACACCACGCCACACCCCCUUGUUGACAAAAGCUCAGGGCUUGGCAAUUAUGCCUAUAUAUAAGCGCCUUACUGAUGAGAAGCUCCUGGCUCGGUGCCUUCAUGGCAAGACGCAAAACGCAGCAGAGUCACUCAACAGCAAGAUAUGGCUGCUGUGUCCAAAAACAAAAUUUGCUUCCCGGACAUCUGUGGAGACAGCCACGGCUAUUGCCGUGCUGUGGUACAAUAAAGGCCAUGCGGGCUUUGAAGAAGUCCUACAAGAGAUUGGAGUACUUCCCCCAGAAGAGUUGGUCACACAUAGCGACCAUUCUGAUGACAUGCGUGUAAAGAAAAUGAACUUGAAGCGAACCGCAGAAGCAAGGGCGCAUCGUCGUAGCGCAGUGAAAAGGGCUCGCACCGAGGAGACCAACCGUAGGAGCCGGGAAGGGCCAAGCUACAGUGCAGGAGCAUUCUAGAAACUUUUGUGUGCUUUCUGUGAAGCUGCUCUUGAGUGUGACAAAGAUUAAUGCAAAAACAACUGGAUUUUGAAGAAUAGAAGGUUUUGAAACUUUCAAACCUGUUUUUCUCAUUUUCAAAUUUUUUGAUAUUUUCGUGUCUUCCGGGAAGCCUUUUGUACACUUAGAAUUGGUGUAUACUAAUGAAAUUUGGCACACAUACUCUUGAAGGUAUGUAGAAUACCGAUAUCUACUUGAAAUUUCAAUAUCAGUCGUCAGUAAUUACAAUAGUACGAAGUUAUGUCUCAGGGAACUAAAAGAAACAAUGGUCGAAGUGUCAAAAUUUUUUUCUCCCACUUCCUAUAACUGAACACGCUUUUUGACUAGAUAUCGGUACUCUGUGAUCUAGGAAGAGCUAAAUAAGCUAUAGCACGAUACCUUUUGUGAAAGUUUAGUUCAUAAAAAAGUGCCCGUAAAGACCCCUAUAAUUUGCACUUCAGUAUAAUAUAACUCGAGAACUAUAGCAGCUACACAAAAACUAAUUGCAUAUUUGAAAUCUGCAUAAAAAACUCUUCAGUUGGCUGAAUUUUGAAGUCUCUGGUACAAAUAAUAAAAAAAAAGUUGUUUCGAGGAGCCUCUCC
Molecule: messenger RNA, 2883 nt
Organism: Dermacentor albipictus
Lineage: Eukaryota; Metazoa; Arthropoda; Arachnida; Ixodida; Ixodidae
Source: RefSeq, a predicted model, not a curated record